AUGACACUAGAAGUAGAAAAAGGUAUCUCGCAAUUAGAAAAGGUUGAAACUGAAACCAAGGAGAUUGAAGAAGAGGCUCGGGAAAAUUGGACUCAAGUGCCUACCGGGGGACCGCCCGCCGGCACCCGCAGCAGGAGACGGGCAUGGGCGGAUGGGCCUGAUUCGGCCGUCACUUUGCCUCUUCGAGCGGUUGGGCCACCCCCGGCAGACCAAAAUGAGUUGCAGGUGUUGCAGUAUUGGCCUUUUUCUUCAUCUGAUCUAUAUAAUUGGAAAACUAAUCACCCUCCUUUUUCGGAGAAUCCUGCUGCUCUUACAGGUUUAGUCGAGUCUCUGAUGUACUCCCAUCAGCCGACUUGGGACGACUGUCAGCAAUUACUAAACACCCUCUUUACCACCGAAGAGAGAGAAAGAAUUGUCUCGGAGGCGCAACAAGCUGUUCGUGAUCCUGCCGGGCGACCAACGCUGACGGCGGCAGAAGUCGAUGAGGCUUUUCCUUUGACACGGCCGCAGUGGGACUAUAAUACAGCAGCAGUACUGUUUGCAAAAAACUUGGUGAAAAAGGACUUUUUCCGACUUCCUGAUCCAUUUGCCAAGGUCGUGGUGGAUGGAUCUGGCCAAUGCCAUUCUACAGAUACUGUGAAGAAUACACUUGAUCCAAGAUGGAAUCAGCAUUAUGACCUAUAUAUUGGGAAGUCGGAUUCAAUUACAAUCAGUGUGUGGAAUCACAAGAAAAUUCAUAAAAAACAGGGAGCUGGUUUUCUGGGUUGUGUGAGACUUCUUUCAGAUACAAUCAACCGCCUUAAAGACACUGGUUUUCAGAGACUGGAUCUGUGCAAGCUUGGUCCAAAUGACAAUGAUACUGUUAGAGGACAGAGAGUAGUAAGCCUUCAGUCCAGAGACCGAAUAGGCACAGGAGGACAAGUCGUGGAUUGCAGUCGGUUAUUUGAUAAUGAUUUACCAGAUGGGUGUGAGGAGCGGAGGACUGCUUCUGGAAGGAUCCAGUAUUUAAAUCACAUUAUACGAACAACUCAGUGGGAGCGACCAACACGGCCAGCAUCAGAAUACUCCAGUCCAGGCAGACCCCUGAGCUGUUUUGUGGACAAGAACACUCCGAUUACAGGGACGAACGGUGCAACUUGCGGGCAGACGUCAGAUCCCUGGCUGUCAGAGAGGAGAGUCAGGUCGCAGAGGCACAGAAAUUACAUGAGCAGGACACACUUGCACACUCCUCCUGAUUUACCUGAGGGAUAUGAGCAAAGGACGACUCAGCAGGGUCAGGUCUACUUUCUGCAUACUCAGACUGGUGUUAGCACGUGGCAUGAUCCAAGAGUACCUCGGGAUCUUAGCAACAUCAAUUGUUAAGAGCUUGGUCCACUGCCUCUUGGAUGGGAGAUCCGAAAUACAGCUACAGGCAGCUAG
Colius striatus (speckled mousebird) is the source of this 1419-nucleotide messenger RNA. Its product is annotated as E3 ubiquitin-protein ligase SMURF2-like. Gene Ontology annotation, biological process: virion assembly. Gene Ontology annotation, molecular function: protein binding. The transcript has 2 exons. The record is from RefSeq and is a predicted model, not a curated record. Lineage: Eukaryota; Metazoa; Chordata; Aves; Coliiformes; Coliidae.